Plectropomus leopardus (leopard coralgrouper) is the source of this 1981-nucleotide messenger RNA. Lineage: Eukaryota; Metazoa; Chordata; Actinopteri; Perciformes; Serranidae. The record is from RefSeq and is a predicted model, not a curated record.
GCAGCUUUUACGCAGAGGGUUGUCUCACCUGCUGAAACGCACUUCACCCAUUCAGCACAACGGAGCCGUCUUUCGCUCUCACCUCCAAUUAAUAUCCACGCCUGCGAGGUCAGCGCUUCGUCCUGUCGCCUCUUUUUGGGUUUGUUUUGUCUGUGGCUCUAUUUUGAUGCGACGAGCUUGGGUAUCCUACCAUGCCCCCUGUGUAUGGAUCGUCUCUGCCAGAGUAGGCGAACAAAGCGCAUCAAGCCUCUCCAGAGAACUGCCUCCUCUCAAAGAAAUCACGGAUUGUUUGUCUGUAAGUACUCGGGAUAACCAUUUGGCGUCUUGGGUUGUUUUUUUUCUUCUUGUUAGGCUGCUUUGUAUGUAGUUCGCUGGGAAAAGAACACGCUGUUAAAGAUGGAUACGCUUUUUCUUAGCCCGAUGGAUAGGCAUUUAAUUUAGGGAACACCCGAUCCCAAUGCUGGACAAAAAUUGUCCAAUGGCAAGAUUCUGGAUAGCGCUGGACACGUUAUUGGUUUCCUGGGAGUAGAACAGGCCCGUGUCGAUGCUUGAAACCCCCCCAAAAAACAGCCCGAUACCGCAGCACAAACAUUUCCCAAGGCGCGAAUUACCAUAUGACAAAAAUACAUCCGAGCACUGAUAACUGACAAACCCAUCACAGAUUUAAAAAAAAACUAUGGAGCACACCGGGAUUGAGGAGGUGAACCAGACGCACCAGCAGCAGCAUGAACCCAUCAGCUUCGGCAUCGACCAGAUCCUCAACAGCUCGGACCAGUCCAGCGGCUGCAUGCUGCCCAACCGGACCGGCGACCCGGAUUACGCGCUGGCCCCCAACGUCUACAGCAACGGGUACAACAGCGUCUACAACCCGGCCUGUUCCAUGGCGGCGGGUCUGGCCGGCUCCUACAACGUCAACAUGAACAUGAACGUCAGUAUGAACAUGAACAUGAACGUUAACGUGAACUCGGGCGGCGCCGGAGGGGUGAUCCGGGUGCCGGCGCACAGACCCAUGCCGCCUCCUCCGCCGCCCGCCGCUGCUGCGCCGCAUCCGCCCCCUUCGACACAUCCGCCGGGCAUCGGACCCGGCAUCGCCUCGGUGCCCGGGAUGGGGAUGGGGAAUGCGGCAAACUUCACCUUCCCGUGGAUGGAGAGCAGUAGGAGGUUUGCCAAGGACAGAUUAACAGCCGCCCUAUCACCCUUUUCCGUGACUCGUCGUAUCGGCCACCCAUACCAGAACCGGACGCCGCCCAAGAGGAAAAAGCCCCGCACCUCCUUCAGCCGGGUGCAGAUCUGCGAGCUUGAGAAACGUUUUCACCGGCAGAAGUACCUGGCGUCGGCUGAGCGCGCCACCUUGGCCAAGGCCUUGAAGAUGACAGACGCACAAGUCAAGACCUGGUUCCAGAACAGACGGACGAAAUGGCGGAGACAGACUGCGGAGGAGAGAGAGGCUGAGAGGCAGCAGGCCAACCGGCUGAUGCUGCAGCUUCAGCAGGAAGCUUUCCAGAAGACGUUGAGCCAGCCUCUGCAGCCGGACCCGCUCUGCCUGCACAACUCCUCCCUCUACGCCCUGCAGAACCUGCAGCCCUGGGCAGACGACAAUAAGCUGACGGUCUAAAAGAGAGGAGGGCACUUUACCCAUAAGUGCCAGGACACAAAUGGACACCUCUGUACAUGCCCAACUAUCAAGACAGUCCCCCCUCUUUUGCCUCUGGAUCCCUCACGAGGCGGCAGAGACUCUCUGCCAAUAACGGCAAAAAAAAAAGACCUCCUGUUUUUCGCUUUUGACUUUGUACAAUGUAGUAAAUGCAUGUUUCAACCCUUUUCUGUGUGCACUCGGAAGUACCAUUGAAGCCGGCUGCCGUGGAGGUGGACUGCAGUAUUCAAGUGGUAGUGGAUUGGUGGAACUCCUGAUGACGAAUUCCUCAUUAUGUUGAAUUUAAAAGGUGUUUUAUAUUAAAUGAUAUUGUGACUUUUUGAAAAA